Salvia splendens (bonfire salvia) is the source of this 512-nucleotide messenger RNA. Its product is annotated as protein cornichon homolog 4. Gene Ontology annotation, biological process: vesicle-mediated transport. NCBI's taxonomy places the organism in Eukaryota, Viridiplantae, Streptophyta, Magnoliopsida, Lamiales, Lamiaceae. The record is from RefSeq and is a predicted model, not a curated record. Bases 7 to 399 code for a protein of 130 amino acids. The transcript is spliced from 4 exons.
GAAGCGAUGGCGGAUUUAUUUGCAUGGCUAGCUUCCUUCUUUCUCGUCAUAGGUAUAAUCGGUGCUGUACUUUUCCAGCUAAUGUGCUUGGCCGACCUUGAGUUUGAUUAUAUCAACCCAUAUGAUACAGCAUCCCGAGUAAAUAAGGCUGUUUUGCCAGAGUUUAUUGCAGAAGGAGUUUUGUGCCUUCUCCUUCUUAUUACAGGGCAUUGGGCAAUGUGUUUGCUUGGCCUUCCAUAUGCAUAUUACAAUGUAACGAUAUACACUCGGCGGCAACACUUUCUGGAUGUAACUGAGAUUUUUAACCAGCUUCAUUGGGAGAAGAAGGUGAGAUUUAUCCUGAUCAUCUUUCUGGCAUUGACGAUAUUCUGGAUGAUUUGGAGCAUUGUGGAUGAAUGAUCAAUGUGAAUUUGAUGCUGCCAUUAAUUACACAUUCUGUAAGCUUCCGUUUAUUUUUAUUCUUUGAUGUUUUACUUUAUUUAGUCAACCCAUUGAACGCUGAGAAAUAUCAC